CCCUCAAACAAACAAACAAAAAAACGAUAUUCAGGGAAAGGAGGAAGAUGCUGAGCUUAUCGCUGAGUAAUCAUGUUCCUCCAUUAACGCUCUUGAGCCACCACGAACGAAGAACUCUCGAGCUCAGAUUCCGAUCUUCCCUACUGUUUCACCAACUCUUCCGCGCUAAGCUCGUUUCCAAUUCUUCACCUGGAGUUGUUGCAGUUUCCGCCUCUUCGUCUCCGGUCGCAGUUCUGGAAUCAGGAGAGGAAGACCACUUCGAUGACGAAUUACGCCGUCUGCUGGCGCUGGUACCGGAGGAGAUACGACGGACGCUGGAGGAGCAUCUCGAAAUCAGCGAACUCAUUGAGGUAGUGCUGGAUUUAGGUCGUAAGCCUCUGGCGCGAUUCCCUUCCGGAGAUUUUAUCAUCUCCGACGACGCUGUUAGGGUUAAAGAUCUGCAAUUCGCAGUCUCUCAGGUUGGUGAGUUUACUAAUGAUAAUCGAGCUGGAAUCAGCCGGACAUUGCACCGGAUCAGCGCCAUAAGGAACCGGCAAGGCGAAAUCAUUGGCUUGACAUGCCGUGUUGGUCGAUCUGUUAGAGGAAGCGCCAAUUUGCUGCGUGACCUUGUCCAAGAUGGGAACUCUUUGUUGCUUAUUGGUCCACCAGGUGUUGGUAAAACCACAAUGAUUAGGGAGGUAGCAAGAAUGCUAGGGAAUGACUAUGAGAAGAGAGUGAUGAUUGUCGAUACUUCUAAUGAGAUUGGUGGUGAUGGUGAUAUACCUCAUCCAGGGAUUGGUAACGCUAGGCGGAUGCAAGUCCCUAACUCUGACAUACAACACAAGGUACUGAUAGAAGCAGUAGAGAACCACAUGCCUCAAGUGAUUGUGAUUGAUGAGAUUGGAACUAAACUUGAAGCUAUAGCUGCAAGUACAAUAGCCGAGCGUGGGAUACAGUUAGUUGCCACGGCGCAUGGAGCUACCAUAGAGAAUUUGAUUAAGAACCCUUCAUUAGACCUCCUCGUCGGAGGUGUGCAGAGUGUGACUCUUGGAGACGAGGAAGCGACCAGAAGAGGUGGCACGAAGACUGUCCUUGAAAGAAAAGGUCCUCCGACAUUUACCUGUGGCGCAGAAAUAGUUUCAAAGACUGAAGUUCGUGUUCAUCGUAGUCUUGAAGCAACUGUUGAUGCGGUCCUCGCAGGUCGCUUACCAAACGUUGAAAUCCGAAAAAUAAACUCCCAUGGAGUGGAAGUAAUUGUGGAAAAGAAGGAACCUUCGGUGGAUGUGGUGACUUUGGAUAAGAAACAUGAAGCGGAAACAUUAGAUGUUUUAAAGCUCACUAAGGAUGAAACUAUCUCUGAAGUCCUUCCAGCUAAGGAGAUUACAGAAGCAGAAUCUUCGGAGCACGAGACACCAAUGUAUCUAUAUGUCUAUGGGAUUGCAGAAUCAACUGUCCUUCAGGCAAUCAAAACACUAGAGAUGGAAAUUGCAGUAGAGAUAACCGACAACAUUAGUGAAGCAGAAGCCUUGCUUGCAUUACAAUCCAAGAUCAGGAAGAAUCCUCGGAUUAAAUCAUUAGCUACAUCUCACGGUAUACCUGUUUAUGUAACAAAGACUAGUUCAGGUAUUCAAGUGGCCAAAGCGAUACGGGAGUUACUCACAGACUACGAAGAUGGACUAGGAGAGUUUGGUUCAGAAGAUCGUCCAAAACUAUCUGAAAAAAUGGACGCCUUAGAGGAAGCAAGAUUAGCUAUAGAGCGGAUAGUGAUACCAGAAAAGGAACCAGUUGAUCUUCUCCCAAGGCCAAGGAAGAUCGUGUCAUUUCAAGGAAAUCUAGUCAGGAAGUAUAAUUUAAGAUCAGAAAGACAUUGGAGAGGAGAUGAGGUGUAUCUACGGAUCCUGCCUUAUGGUAUGGACGAAGACAAAGACGACGAAGAUGAGGAGGAAGAGGUGGUCGAAGAAGAGAACGGAGGAGAGCUUGAGGAGUUCGGUUGUGUUACUGACGAGUCUAAUGGUUUACCCUACGGUAUCGACAGGUUACCUCUAUUGCCUGACUAGUUUUGAUUUUAUAUGUUCAGAACAUUGUUAUAGAUACAUUUCUGUGAAUGCAAAUAUAAUAUUUGUAAAAAGAAUAUGGUAACUAGGAUAAGAUGGUAAGAUGACUAAAUUUGUUA
Messenger RNA from Brassica oleracea var. oleracea, 2152 nucleotides. RefSeq lists its product as uncharacterized. The record is from RefSeq and is a predicted model, not a curated record. Gene Ontology annotation, molecular function: ATP hydrolysis activity. The coding region runs from base 48 to 2036 and encodes 662 amino acids. NCBI's taxonomy places the organism in Eukaryota, Viridiplantae, Streptophyta, Magnoliopsida, Brassicales, Brassicaceae. The transcript is spliced from 9 exons.